AUGUAGUGGAGUAAAAGGUCAUACUGAAAUGUUGUGGAUUAGAAAUAUAACGUAUUUAGAUAUUUGAAUAAAAUACAUGCAGUGUGUAAGUAUGAUACUCGCAGCAAAAUGUGACCAUCUUCAUCGUGUGAAGCCUGAUGUUGUAAGCCGUGUGUUCCGGCUGUGAGUGGUCCCUCCGGGUGGGGGCGACGUGGAGCCACUUUCUCCUCCACAAAGAACGUAAAGAAGCUGAUGAGAAGGAAAAAAAGAGAAAGACGGAGAACUUGCCUCCAAUUGUCCGAGUCCGGCGUCGUGGAAAGAGCUACUUUAAACCCAAAGAAACAGCGCUGACCGGCGAUCUGCGCUGGUACCGAUGUAGAAGGACGUUGUUCAGUUUUGCAUUGUUUUUUGGGAGUGGGGUUGGGGGGGGGAGGUGAAUUCAAAGUAUCCACUGAAGAUGCGCAAGAACCUGUUUACAAGGAAAACCCUGCUGAAGUUUCAUUCCGAGGGAGCGCGGAGCAGGCUCACAAUGCACAGAGAUCCCGCACCUCCUCCCCCCCGCUCCCCUCCACGCCGGACCUAAAGACCUCCACACCGGGGACCGCUUCUCGGCGAGGAGCGUCCGACGCCCCGCGAGGCUGCAGUGCUGUUUCUGAGGAUUAAAAACAACGACGGGGCCGGCUUUUGUUUGGUUUUUGGAGGAGCCCUUUUGGUGAAACCAGUUUUUUUUUGUGCUUCAACCUGUUGUGUUUGUGAUGUGAAAGGAGGAAGAGAGUAUUUCUGUUGUGAGGUUAAUGUGUCAUGGAGCAUUGGUAGCUUGACCUUAUUGUUGGGCAGCAGGACAAUAGACUGAUGGCCUCAAUGGGCUGAGGAUGCAAGACCCACUGGAGUAUCAACAUGUCUGUGAAAGCCAAAGCAAUCUACACUUUUCUGAGUGAAAACAAAGAGGAGAUCAGCAUCCAGGAGAAGGAGGAGCUGGUCAUCUUCGACCAGAACUCGGUGGACGGCUGGUUUCAGGGGGAGAACAGCCGCGGGGAGAGGGGCCUCUUCCCCGCGUCCUACGUGGAGAUUCUUCGCACACGCUCAAACUCGAACGUGACCGACUGCUCCAUCAGCCCGGCGGGAUCCCUGGGAAACGACUCCUCCUAUUUCCCCUCGACGCCGAACACCUCGCUGCACUUGCAGCAGAGUUACAACCACGACGACGAUGACGACGACGACGACUGGGAUGACUGGGACGACAGGUCGACAGUGGUGGACGACGGGGACCGCCCCGGGGCCAACGGGCAUGCCCAUCAGAGCCCCCUGUCCAACAACCCAAAUGUGCACUACCGGGCCAAGCCCUACAUGGAGAGACAGGACAGCAUCUCCAGCUCGAGGAAGGGCAGCAUGGUGGGCAGGAACUUGAACAGGUUCUCCAGCUUUGUCCGCUCAGGGGUGGAGGCCUUCGUGCUGGGCGACGUGCCCAUGAUGGCAAAGAUCGCGGAGUCGUACACCAUCGAGAUGGGCCCCCUGGGGCCCCUGUGGAAGGAGAGCCCGCAGCCGUUCUCCUGCUCCAUCGAGGACCCCACGAAACAGACCAAGUUCAAAGGCAUCAAGACGUACAUCUCGUACCGGGUCACGCCGAGUCACACGGGGAAUCCUGUCUACAGGCGCUACAAACAUUUCGACUGGCUCUACAACCGCCUGCUGCACAAGUUCACUGUGAUCUCCGUGCCUCACCUGCCCGAGAAGCAGGCCACGGGGCGAUUUGAGGAAGACUUCAUCGAAAAGCGCAAGAGGCGACUGGUACUGUGGAUGAACCACAUGACCAGCCACCCGGUCCUCUCCCAGUAUGAGGGCUUUGAGCACUUUCUGAUGUGCGGCGACGACAAGCAGUGGAAGCUCGGCAAGAGGCGGGCGGAGAAGGACGAGAUGGUGGGAGCCCAUUUCAUGUUGACCCUGCAGAUCCCCACCGAGCACCAGGACCUUCAGGAUGUGGAGGAGCGCAUCGACACCUUCAAGUUCUUCGCCAAGAAGAUGGACGACAGCGUGAUGCAGCUCACGCACGUCGCCUCGGAGCUGGUGCGCAAGCACCUGGGCGGGUUCAGGAAGGAGUUCCAGCGGCUGGGAAAUUCUUUCCAGUCCGUGAGCCAGGCGUUCAUGCUUGAUCCUCCCCAAAGUUCAGAGGCCCUCAACAAAGCCAUCUCCCAUACCGGCCGCACCUACGAGAACAUUGGAGAGAUGUUCGCGGAGCAACCCAAGUACGACCUCUUCCUCAUGCUGGACAAGCUGUCGCUCUACCAAGGCCUGCUCGCCAACUUCCCCGACAUCAUUCAUCUACAGAAAGGUGCCUUCGCCAAGGUGAAGGAGAGCCAGCGGAUGAGCGACGAAGGGAAGAUGGACCAGGACGAGGCCGACGGCAUCAGGAAACGCUGCCGGACGGUCGGCUUCGCCCUGCAGGCCGAGAUGAGCCACUUCCACCGGCAGAGAGAGGUGGACUUCAAAGACAUGAUGCAGGCCUACCUCACGGAGCAGAUCGCCUUCUACCAGCGCGUCGUCCAGCAGCUGGAGCGCACACUUCGCAUGUACGACUGUCUGUGAAGACACAGGGACUGCUGCCCGGUUCUAGAUGCCAAAAACGCACACACGGACGAGAAGGGAAGGCCCGAGGCUUGACUCUUUCACAGAGGCGCUACGUGUUCGGCAUGUCUGGUCCAGAUGGGAAAGACGUGGAGAUAAAUUGAGCAAUAGUUUGCGGAAAGAGGUACAAAAACAGUCUUUUACUUUGAUGGAUUCAAAUGGACUUUUUGUUUUCCAAGACCUACUACUUUUUAUUCCUGAAAUACUCAUCACAUAGACAAUGGCACAGCAUAUUGUUUAUUUUACAUCAUUUAAGGUGUUUGUAACAUUGAGAUCGAGAUUCAUAGCGAAUCAGUAGCUGAUUGUUGUAAAGUGUAAUACCACGAAACGGGUUCUGCUCCCAAAGUGUCCCCUUCUCGGCAACAUCAUGCACCCCCCCCCACCCCAACCCACCACCCUCCCUCUAUCCCUCCCUCAUAAUCUGGUGAACAAUCCACUCACUGAUUUAUCUCCUUGAACCUUGAAAAGAUCGUAUCUCUGGCCAAACAAGUACACUGCAUACAUGGAAUUGUGCUGAGUGGCCUGAUUGGGUUUUUCCUGAUUUGAAACUGGUAUUGUAUUCAAGUCACACUUUUCUGUCUUAACAUUGCACCAUGUAGAAGACAAAAAUCAACUUUGUUUUCUUGCUUUUAACGCAUUUAAAGUGCCUUUUAAGGAUGUGAUGGAAUAUUUGUAAAUGGGCCGUUUGUCUGUCUAAUGGCUCGAGUCUUAUUGAGGGGAAUUAUUACAUUUAAGUUGUAUUUAGAAACAAGUUUGCACAUGUUUUUAUACACUAGUGUGUGUGUGUGUGUGUGUUUGUGUGUGUGUGUUUGUGUGUGUGGAGAGGGGCGGGGGGGGGUUAUGAGUGGGUGAGCGAGUGAAAUGAGUCAACUACUGCUCUGAUCGAUCCCCUUAUUCACGGUUGAAAACAAUAUAUAUUAUUUUUAUGUUGCAGCAGGUUGAUUUAAACAACCAUCAUGAAAUUGAAAGUCAUAAAGCUGAAUUGUAUUGAGUGGUUUCGGGAGGCGGAACAUCAACAUUCAUGUAGUCUGUCUGGGUGAAGAAGCAGCAUGAUGUGCUUUUCAUGUCAAGUAUUUUAAAACAACAUCUAAUGCACAAAUAAAACCACAUGAUAUCAUUGCAAUCAUCUGUAGCCCUCUAAUAACUAAAAUACUUUAGUUUUCUUGGGUUUCGUUCAAUUGUUUCGUCCGUUGAUUACAAAGCUGCAGCUAGCGGAUGUUAGCUUAGCAUGAAGCCAAGUGGGCAGCAGCUAGCCUAGCUCACGCCAAAGCUGAUCUAAUACUCACUCAUUUAAAAUGCAGAUUGUAAAAACUUCAAUUUGGCUUUUCUUGCCGGUUUAACACCCAGUGAAACUGUUUUCAAACAGGAGUCAAAAAAUGAAGUUUUUUGUGUUUGGUGUUAGUUAGCCGUGGACAGAGCGAGCUUCCCCCCCCCCUUUCCAGGCAUUACGCUAAGCUAUGCUAACAGGCUGCCAAGACAGAAAGCAAAAGGGAACAGCUUCCAAAAUGUAGAAGUAUUCCUUUAUUAAAACGACCUUAAUGCUCUCCUUCCAGCUGUGACCACAGUGACGUGUCGCUUUUAACAUUUUAAUACUCACAUUUAGUGACUGAGAUUGAAGUGACUCUGAGGAUCAGCGUCCUUCUCUUCACUGCUUGAAAGAGAUGUUUACAAGCAAACCAGUUACAUUACUCAUUCGGUUUAACAAGAGAAAAACUAAAUUCGUGGCAACUUGCGGUUUGAUGAGACCCGUAAGCAUUACUUACAAUUACACCAAGAAGUGCGUCGCCUGGAGGCGGUGUGGACUUGUCGGCUGUGGGACACUGAUUUGGAUGUAGAUGAUUUGUGAGAGUCAAAAUAAGAAGUUAGACGGUUCUCUUCCAAGCAAGAAAAGUGCUGGUACGGUGCAGCGUUCUCAUUAAACAAAUAGUCUGUGUGCGUGACUCAGAUAUGAGUCUCAGUUACUGUUCAGGCCACACGUGCAGACUCUUUGCCGUCUACAUGUGGUGUUGUUUGUGUUUACUUUUGAACAUUAUUUUUGCUCUUCAUACAUCAGCAAUUUUUCUUUCCUGUCAGCAUUUGCACUCGUCGCAGUUUCUCCGAGACCAAAGAACUCAGACAUUUUAAACUGGGCUGUUUAGGUGAAUGGAAAUUGGUGUUGUGGUCUCUGGUUUUGCAAUUGAAUCUGUUCCUUGGGAAAAAUGAGAAGGGCGCAUUUGGAGAAAGAAAAAAAAAAACACAUUCCACAGCGAAGCCGUAACGGACACCAAAUGAGAAGACGGAUUCUGGGCCAAUGAAAGAGAUGUAGGUGCAAAAGAAGACAUUCGAAAAGGUGCUCAAUUCGGUUCCAUAACGACACUUCUAUGUCGCGCCCCAAAGCUGCAUGACAGGUUGAAUGCCAGGCAUUUCACACAGGUGAUCAUUGACGUGUGUGUGUGUGACAGGGGACGUUGGAGGAACUCUAGGCGUCAGUUUCAGUCUCUGAAAAAACAGAUGGCGACUUUCCGUAAGUCAAAUGUCACUUGAGGGGGAAGGGGACCUAAACUGUUAAUAAAAGUCAAUGAGGUUGA
Gasterosteus aculeatus aculeatus (three-spined stickleback) is the source of this 5168-nucleotide messenger RNA. It is a transcript of the gene snx33, whose product is annotated as sorting nexin 33. NCBI's taxonomy places the organism in Eukaryota, Metazoa, Chordata, Actinopteri, Perciformes, Gasterosteidae. Gene Ontology annotation, biological process: cleavage furrow formation; endocytosis; protein transport. Gene Ontology annotation, molecular function: protein binding; phosphatidylinositol binding. The record is from RefSeq and is a predicted model, not a curated record. Gene Ontology annotation, cellular component: plasma membrane; cytoplasmic vesicle.